AAUAACUCCCACCCAUUUCUGAGAACAGUGCAGGCAGUUUAUCUGUUAACUCACAGGCUGCUAGCUGCCUUUAUAAAAAGUUCUUCCAGUUUUGCAUACUUCCUCAUUGAGCUAGUUUCACUGCAAAGAUGAAGAAGCUCAUUUACUUAGUCUUGUUUAAGACAGCUCUGCUUGCUUUUACAAAUGUUUCUGCACUUGCAGAUGAACAUACAGAGCGUGUUAAAGAAGGAAAAGCUAUUGAUGCUUGUCCUAUAAAGCUCAAAACCAAUGGGGAAUGUGAAGAAGGAGAGGAAUGUCCAUAUCAGAUAAACCUGCCUCCGAUGACCAUCCAGUUACCUAAGCAGUUCAGACUGAUUGAGAAGACUCUCAAAGAAGUACAAAAUCUUAAAGAUGUAGUAAACAAAUUGAAGAAAUCUUGCCAAGACUGCAAGUUGCAGGCAGAUGACAACCAAGAAAAAGACAGUACUGAAUUCCUGGCACCUAAUACAGAAGUCCCAACAGAAAACAGUAUGAUACAAGAUAACAGAGUAAAGGAAUUACAGAGCAAAGUUAAUAAACUGUCAGCCAGUUUGAAGAAUGCAAAGAAUCGGAUCCACUCACUGCAGGGUCAUCUGGAAAAAAUAAGCCUCAUAAACAUGGACAACGUAGAAAGUUAUGUCGACAGCAAAGUAGCAAAUCUGACAUAUGUUGUGAACAAUUUGGAUGACAGAUGUUCUUCUAAGUGUCCAGUCAUACAACCAAGUCCUGUUAUACAAUUAAUGCAGAGAGACUGUGCUGAUCAUUACACAGCAGGUCGAAGGCGUAAUGGAAUCUACAGAGUUAUUCCUGAUCCAAAAAAUAAUAGCUUUGAGGUUUACUGUGACAUGGAAUCAAUGGGAGGUGGUUGGACAGUGCUACAGAUGCGUCUAGAUGGUAGCAUUAACUUCAACAGAACAUGGAAUGACUACAAAAAUGGCUUUGGAAAUCUCAGCAGGGAGUUUUGGCUGGGGAAUGAUAAAAUUCAUCUCCUGACCAAAAGCAAAGAUAUGCAGCUGAGAAUUGAGCUUGAAGAUUUCAAUGGUAUUCGAGAGUAUGCGAAAUAUGAACAGUUCUAUGUAGCCAAUGAAUAUCUCAAGUACCGUCUAAGUGUCAGUGGCUAUAGUGGUACAGCCGGAGAUGCCCUGCACUUCAGUAAACAUUACAACCAUGAUCAAAAAUUCUUCACUACUCCGGACAAAGACAAUGAUAAGUAUCCAUCAGGAAAUUGUGGGGCUUACUACAGCUCUGGCUGGUGGUUUGAUAAAUGUUUGUCUGCCAACCUAAAUGGCAAAUACUAUCACAAAAAAUACAAAGGUGUUCGCAAUGGGAUUUUCUGGGGCACCUGGCAUGAUGUUUCUAAUGAUCUUCCAAAUGGUUAUAGGCAAGCUUUUAAACAUGUAAAAAUGAUGAUCAGACCCAAAGCCUUUGUGCCAUAAAUCAGCACCCUCUGCUGUAACCAGUUUGUAAUGGUCAUACUAAAAAUAUCAUACUUAUUCAGUAUCAUAUUAAAAAUACAAAAUAUUGGAGUAUUUUAAUAUUCAAUCCUAAUAUAAUCCUUCCAAGAUGAAAGAAAGUAUCUCAACAUAAAAUGUUUAUAGAUCCCCCCCAUGCCUUAUAAAGACAGUUUUAAUGCUUCAGAGUAGGUGUUGCUAAAACUUCAGCAUCGCUAAAUUCUGAAUUUGAAGGCAUUGAUUUUAAUGUUUCAGUUGUACUUUUACUAUCUGCAGCAUACCAGGUUUCUACAAUCUACAACUUUUUAAAACUUCUACAAAGGUAGCUGAAUGAAAACCCAUAUUUUUUGCCUGAAAAUAUCUUGCAAACAUUUCUGAUUACAUAUAAUCACUUAGGAUGAAACUCAGUAUCUACUUAUCUGGAUCUCGUUAUAUCAUCUGUGCCUUCAUAAACAUUACAAAUAUAUGAUCACAACACUACCACGAACUAAGAAUUUUAAAUUUUAAAAUGACUGAGGCAGAGAUCACCUAAUUUGCUCAAAGUCACAAAGCAACAUUGGACGCAGAGUCAGGAACUGAAAACAGAUUUUCUGAGUCCCCAGUCCAUCCCCUUGAUCAAAAGACCAUCCAACCGAGUAUAGUUGCAGAGUUGAAGAAAAGCAAAUGGAAAGGGUGUGUAGACUAAGUAUGGAGUGAAACAGCAACUCCACAGGAUGUUUUCCCCCAAGCUGUUUGCUUCGAGACCACGCUUUUUGCUUCUUUGAUGAAGGAAAGUCAACAGCUCCACAGCUUGUCAGAGACUUAUGCUAGCAGGACUGGUGCAGGAAGCAUCAGAAAGGAUUGAGUUCUUGUACUACUGCCUCCAGAUCUAGAGAAAUGGAGUUUGGUUCCCUUACAGCCUAAAACCCUGUGGUUUCACACCCAAAUCUCCCUUCCUCUGCAUCCUCUAUUCAAGGUGAAUUUUAUGAGAUUGCAGGGAUUCAAACUUAAUUUUUUUUAACUUGUCAGAAUUUUUUAUUUAUCACCAGGGAAAAGAUUACGUAGAAAAACACACACCCAAAUAUAAAAUCAAAGUAGGGUUUUCCCCCAAUGAAUUACUUUUAUACAAUGAACAGAAAGGAAGCAGAGAUUUUCUUUCAGAGUAGCAGCCGUGUUAGACUGUAUUCGCAAAAAGAAAAGGAGUACUUGUGGCACCUUAGAGACUAACAAACUUAUUAGAGCAUAAGCUUUCGUGAGCUACAGCUCACUUCAUCGGAUGCAUUCUUGUUGUUCUUAUUGUUGUUCUGAAGUGUAAGAAAUAAAAUGUAACAGAUGUUCAAACAUUUCAUGAAUUACAAACCAAAGAGACUUUCCAGAUCAUAAUGAAUACUGUACAUAGUGAAUUUAAAUUUGAUAAGAUUAAGGCCUUGUCUGUACUUAGGUUAUACUGGCUCUCAGAAUGAAGUAAGUUAUAGUGGGUCAAAGACUUUUUGCUGGUAUAACUGCUUCUACAGUAGGGCUUUUCCUGGAAUAGCUAUAUCAGUCGGGGUAUGACUUUUUCACACCUAACCAACAUAGCUAUGCCAGCAAAAUUUUUAAGCAUAGUCAGGUCCAAUACUUACAAACAUGAUAUUUACUACUUUUCGAUAUACCAAACUGAACUGUGCAUUAGUGAUUUAUAUACAAUAAUCUAUGGUGACAAUGACCAAAUUAUAAGAUAUUAAUAUAUUUUAAAGGAAUUAUAAAUAUUUUGAAGGAUAUUUUGAUGAGAAAUGUCAUUUGCUUUAUUGUGUUUUCAUUUUAAAAGAUGGUUGGAUGAUUUUAAUACUAUCAGAUGUAUACUCUUUGCUCAAGAACACAUUUUGAAGUUACAUUAUAUUUCAGGAUAAAAAUGAAUUAUUUAAACAAAAAAAAGUUUUUGAUGCACUGGCUAGAAGAGCGAUUUUAGUAGAAUAUUAUUAUAUUUAAUCACUUGGUAUAAAGUGCACUAAUUGUUCCUAAACAAUGAAAAAUAAAUGUAUUUAGAAACUUAUUACUCAGCUAAUUUGUUACAAGUGAAACUGACCUUUGUUUCUUGUUUAAUGAUUUUUUGUUAAAAUAUAGACAUUUUAAAAUCAGAAUACUGUUUAUUUACAGGAUUAUUUACAGGAUUCUUGACAUGUUGUUAAAGGGAAAAAAUCAGUCUAAUGUUGAUAUUUUCAAAGCUGGAUACUCCCUUCCUAGAACUAUUGGGCUGGAUUCUCCAAUUAUUCACAUUAGUUUUAUACAAGUGUAACUUCAGUAAUUUCAAUGGCGUUACUCUCAGUUUACACUGGUAUGAAUAAAGUCUAAUUCACACCCAUAACGUCCAUAUGGUAGUUAUAGUACUUGUUUGAAAGGUUCCUUGAUCUGAAUCCUCAAACACAGUAUCUCACAAAUUAUUCCUUUGAUGUUCUAUAACAAUUCAAUCACUGAUGAAACAGACUCCAGUAAGCGAACUCAGAAUGGCCAACUGUUGACAAAAGGACUGUGGAAUUUUACACAGCUGACUAUGGGUACCUUCCAGCUAUAGAGGUGCAGUCUAUGGACACUACAGGUGAGCAUAUAAUACCAAUGGCUGAAUUCUGAGAUAUCAAUGACAGGUUACUCAUAUAUUGCUGCAGAACAGUCGGGUCCCAGACCCUGUAGUUUUCAGAGGCUGCAUCUCCAUAUUAAAGAUAAGGCAGCUGAUCUAUUUUUAAAUUAUGUGAGACCUUUGGGCUCAUGUACAGCUGUCAACAUGAUCCUUGACUGGACAAAGUUUAGUAUCUCUGAAUUAAAGCAUUUAAAAAAAAUCUUAUACAACCUAUACACUCUCUUUCUCUACACAUGGGCUUAAUAAUGCAAAGUAUGUCUUUCAAUUUACAAAAAACACAUAUAUGAUAAUAAAAUUUUUAAUCUAAUAAA
Dermochelys coriacea (leatherback sea turtle) is the source of this 4373-nucleotide messenger RNA. RefSeq names its product fibrinogen like 2 (gene FGL2). The transcript has 2 exons. The record is from RefSeq and is a predicted model, not a curated record. Lineage: Eukaryota; Metazoa; Chordata; Testudines; Dermochelyidae. Bases 129 to 1454 code for a protein of 441 amino acids.